This is a messenger RNA of Bombina bombina (fire-bellied toad), 1082 nucleotides long. RefSeq names its product zinc finger HIT-type containing 6 (gene ZNHIT6). The transcript is spliced from 10 exons. The record is from RefSeq and is a predicted model, not a curated record. Bases 49 to 918 code for a protein of 289 amino acids. Gene Ontology annotation, biological process: snoRNA localization; maturation of LSU-rRNA from tricistronic rRNA transcript (SSU-rRNA, 5.8S rRNA, LSU-rRNA); box C/D snoRNP assembly. Gene Ontology annotation, cellular component: pre-snoRNP complex; nucleus. NCBI's taxonomy places the organism in Eukaryota, Metazoa, Chordata, Amphibia, Anura, Bombinatoridae.
GUGACAAGCAGGAAGUGGAGCGCACGUGUGUUGUGUACAGGGUGAGCUAUGGAGCUGUUACUGGGGUGUACUGGGGGCUUGGAUCAUCAGGUCCCCUUUUGUCGGAAGAGAAAGAUCUCCCUGCAAAGCUGUGAGACCUGCGGUAGCGAGGAAGCGAAGUACAGGUGUCCUCGAUGUAUGAAAUAUUCCUGCAGUUUAUCUUGUGUGAAGAGGCACAAAACUGAUAUCAACUGUAAUGGGGUCCGAGACAAGACAGAGUUUGUUCCCAUCCACAAGUUUGAUGAAAUGAAUUUACUAAGUGAUUACAGAUUUUUGGAAGAUGCUGGAAGAUCCGUAGGCUGUGCCGGCAGAGAUCGUUUGUGUAAAAUAAAGACCACAAAUUCAUCUAUAAAUUCUUUAAAAAACAGAGCCAAAAAGUUUGGUAUUGACCUGAAAACAUUGCCAAUUGUAUUCUCAAAAAGAAGAGAGAAUUCAACAUUUUUUCACACGAAGGAGCAAAUAUUUUACUGGCACCUGAAGCUGCUGUUUCCUCAAAGUCAUGCUGAGUACACAGAAAAAAGAGUACCAGAUAAUAAAACACUCCAUAAAAUCCUGGAGACCUACAUCGAUCCGGCAGACUCCGAUCCAGUCUUUCGCCAAAGACUUAAAGCGUACAUCAACUCUCCAUCAGAUGUCAAAGUCUUUGUGAAAGUGGAACAGAGAGCGCAUAAAUCAGUCAGGUACUAUGAAUUGGAUUCCAGUAAAACUCUUCUGGAGAAUUUAAAGAAUAAAACGAUCAUUGAAUAUCCCACGUUACAUGUGGUCUUACAGGAAUCGGCAAAAGACUAUGUGGUUCUUGACCAAGAGAGUAAACCAUCUGCAUCCACUUCCCAUGAAAAUGAAGAUCUAGAAGAAGGGGAGAUCCGAGAUAGUUCUUGACAGUUUUGUUUAAGGAAAAUCUCAAGACUAUUUUACUUGGGGGAGAAAAAAACACCUUUUUGUAACCUUCAAAAUGUACAUUGUGAGCGUUUGAAAAGAACGCAGCCGCCGUGGCUGUAAAUAAGAGUUUUGUAUCUAAUAAACACUGUUUUGUAUAUAAUAAA